Messenger RNA from Melospiza melodia melodia, 594 nucleotides. Its product is annotated as olfactory receptor 14J1-like. The transcript is spliced from 2 exons. The record is from RefSeq and is a predicted model, not a curated record. The annotation marks the transcript as partial. Gene Ontology annotation, biological process: G protein-coupled receptor signaling pathway; detection of chemical stimulus involved in sensory perception of smell. Gene Ontology annotation, molecular function: olfactory receptor activity. NCBI's taxonomy places the organism in Eukaryota, Metazoa, Chordata, Aves, Passeriformes, Passerellidae. Gene Ontology annotation, cellular component: plasma membrane.
CUGCACUACGGGACCCUCCUGGGCAGUAGAGCUUGUACCCACAUGGCAGCAGCUGCCUGGGCCAGUGCCUUUCUCAAUGCUCUCCUUCAAACGGCCAAUACAUUUUCCCUGCCCCUGUGCCAGGGCAAUGCCCUGGGCCAGUUCUUCUGUGAAGUGCCCCAGAUCCUCAAGCUCUCCUGCACACACUCAAACCUCAGGGAAUUGGGGCUUCUUGCUGUUAGUGCCUGUUUAGCAUUUGGUUGUUUUGUGUUCAUGAUUUUCUCCUAUGCGCAGAUCUUCAGGGCUGUGCUGAGGAUCCCCUCUGAGCAGGGAUGGCACAAAGCCUUUUCCACCUGCCUCCCUCACCUGGCAAUGGUCUCUCUGUUCAUCAGCACCUCAUUUUUUACCUACCUGAAGCCCCCCUCUAUCUCCUCCCCAUUCCUGGAUCUGUCAGUGUCAGUUCUGUACUCGGUGGUGCCUCCAGGGAGCCCUUCCGUCUCGGACGUGGACAAGGGGGAGUUUGAGUUUCUGUGUGAUGUGGAGUCCCCCUCCCCGCCCCGGGAUGAUGUGCUGGGGGGUGGCGACUGUUCCCCCGGGGUGGACUCCUGGUCCUGA